Molecule: messenger RNA, 1212 nt
Organism: Caenorhabditis briggsae
Lineage: Eukaryota; Metazoa; Nematoda; Chromadorea; Rhabditida; Rhabditidae
Gene: Cbr-npr-19
Product: Protein CBR-NPR-19
Exons: 9
Coding region: 1-1212 (403 amino acids)
Biological process (GO): G protein-coupled receptor signaling pathway
Cellular component (GO): membrane
Molecular function (GO): G protein-coupled receptor activity
Source: RefSeq, a predicted model, not a curated record
AUGCAAGCAGACGAUUCGUGGAAGUACAAUGUUUCGUUUUUCACAUUGCAAGCCUUAUUCACAUCCGCCAAUCGCAGAGAUGACUUGAUAGCCGUUUCAAUUUGGACUAUUAUGCUAUUGUACGCUCUCAUCGCCAACAUGCUCAUUCUUGCCGGGAUCGCUCGUAGUGCAACCAUGAGAUCAGCAACCAGCUAUUGGUUUAUCAUAUCUAUCGCAAUAUGUGACAUUCUUAUGACAAUCAUCUCACUGGUGCAUUUGGUUCCUGCCACCGCAUUUCACGAAGAGUACGUGCAAUUUAAGUCCGUGCGCAAUAUCAUCAUGAUUUUUUUCUACGACUUGUUUUGGUACACCGGUGUUGUACAGCUGGGCCUGAUGGCAGGAAAUAGAUUCGUCUCAAUUGUUUACCCAAUGGAAUACAAGCACAUUUUCUCUCGAACUAGGUCGUUGUACCUAAUUCUUUUCGGUUAUUUUCUCGGAUUCCUGGUAUCGUUGCCAACCCUUUUUGAUUGCUGUCAUACUUUGUGGGACUCGAACUACUACAUCACCGUUUAUGAGAAACCGGGGACAUUGUACAAGUAUGUUGAUAUGGCGGUCAACAGUAUCUCGCUGUGUAUGAUGAUCAUAUUUUACGCGGUUAUCAUUUACAAAGUUCGUGAGAGUGGACGAGCAAUGGCCAAGUAUCAAUUAACGAUUCGAACCAGACAGCAAAAUGCGUUGGAAAAUGGUGUUUCAUUGACAUCUCAAAUGAACGAUUGUGGUAGGACAUCUUCUGUCCGGCCACCUCGCAGUCAAGUUAGCAAGAAGGAAAUGAGACUUUUCAUUCAGUUCUUCGUUGUCUCACUGGUUUUCCUCCUCACGUGGACCACAUGGCAAUGGCUUCCCUACAUGUCUGAAUCGAAAUGGGCAUAUUUUGUGAUGACGUCUCUUUUCUUUAUCAACAAUUCAGUCAAUCCGACAGUUUAUAUUAUUUUCAACACACAACUUAGACGAGAAUUACACUAUUUGAUAUGCCGACACCACGUAAUUUCGACGGCACAAAACAAACGGAAGCAAACACUGUUCGGACGAGGGAUCGCAGCUGAAACUAAAAAUGAAACUGAUUUUCAAAACAACACAAGGGAUGAUGCUACUAAGUCUUUGGUGGAUCAAGCUGGUUCAGUCUCAUCCCAAUCUCACGACGAACAUGUAAGACACCAGCUUCUUAUCAAGUAG